Molecule: messenger RNA, 1948 nt
Organism: Eruca vesicaria subsp. sativa (arugula)
Lineage: Eukaryota; Viridiplantae; Streptophyta; Magnoliopsida; Brassicales; Brassicaceae
Source: the annotation of a GenBank genome assembly
ACAUAAUGGAUUUUCAUAUAUUCCGAUUAUUUUGCUUGAUUAGCGUCGCCGUUUUCAUCUUCCAUGGCUCGUGUUAUUCCGACAAAGCUGGUUUUUAUAGCUUUUCAAAAGAUGCUACAUCAGCACCAACGUUAUCUCACUUCGACUACAUUGUCAUCGGAGGAGGAACCGCAGGAUGUGCACUAGCCGCAACGCUAUCUCAAAACGCCACCGUUCUAGUUCUCGAACGUGGUGGCUCACCUUACGACAACCCCACGGAUACAGACAUCGGGAACUUCUUGAAAACACUCUUGAACACAACUCCAAACUCGUGGUCUCAGCAUUUCAUCUCCGAGGACGGCGUUUUCAACACACGCGCACGCGUGCUCGGAGGAGGAACGGUGCUAAACGCUGGAUUCUACUCACGUGCGGAAGAUGAUUACGUGGCGGAAUCUGGUUGGGUGAGAGAAGAGGUCAAAGCUGCUUACGAGUGGGUCGAGAAGAAACUAGUGUUCGAACCACAGAUUAAGGGGUGGCAAAGUGCGUUUGUAGAUGGUCUUUUGGAGACUGGAGUGACUCCUUACAAUGGUUUUACGUACGAACAUGUUCAUGGGACCAAAGUGGGUGGUACCACAUUUGAUACGGAUGGUAGGAGACACACGGCAGCGAAUCUUUUGGAGUAUGCUGAUCCGAAUAAGAUUACUGUCUACUUGCAUGCUUCUGUCCAUAAGAUCCUCUUCACCACCAAAGGAAAUAUGAGGCCCAAGGCUAAUGGUGUGAUCUUCCGGGAUGCCAAUGGAGUGUUCCACACGGCAAAAUUAGCAGCAAAUAGCACACUAAAUGAGGUGAUCUUAUCAGCCGGUGCCAUCGCUAGCCCUCAGCUACUGAUGUUGAGUGGUGUUGGCCCUGCGGCCCAUCUAGCAGCCCAUGGUGUAGAUCCGGUCGUCCUAGAUCAACCCAUGGUGGGACAAGGAAUGUGUGAUAAUCCUAUGAACGCUGUCUUCAUCCCUUCUCCUGAACCCGUAGAAGUGUCAUUAGUCCAAGUCGCUGGAAUCCCUCAUUUUGGUAGUUACAUUGAAGGUGGGAGUGGGCUAAGUCUCUCUUUUAGUUUGACGCAUAGCUUCUUCGGUGCUGUUAUAAAUCUUCUCAAUGAGAUGAAACUUCCCACUAAAACCCUCUCACGUUUUUUUAAGUUAUCGGAUCUUCGAGUUAAUGUGACAACGCAAGCAGGUGCCAUGGUUCAGAAAGUUGAUUGGCCUAUCUCGAGAGGUCAUUUGGAGCUGCGGAACACAAAUCCAGAUGAUAAUCCUUCAGUGACAUUCAACUACUACCAAGAACAAGAAGAUUUGAAUAAUUGUGUUGAAGGACUUAGUACUAUAAUUAAAGUGAUAGAUUCGAAGAAAUAUUCAAAGUACAUGAUCCCUGGAGUCACCGGGCGGGGAUUGUUGGAUUUUAUUCUUGGUCUUCCCAUCAAUGUGAGGCCAAGGCACAUAAACUCAUUGUUCGAUUUGAAGCAAUAUUGUAAAGAUACGGUGAUGACUAUUUAUCAUUACCAUGGAGGUUGUCAAGUUGGAAAAGUGGUCGACAAUGAUUACAAAGUAUUAGGGAUUGAUGCUUUGAGAGUCGUCGAUGCAUCCACGUUUCUUAAGACCCCAGGGACUAAUCCUCAAGCAACGAUCAUGAUGCUAGGAAGGUAUAUGGGGACGAAGAUUCUUCGAGAGAGAGCUGAUUUUCUGGAAACUAAAGAAGAAGCGUGAUUAUUUAAAUAUGCUCAGGAGUAUUGUUAUUGGAGACUGUUGCUGCAAGAUCUCAUCUUGCAAGUGAAUUUUCUCAUGUACGUGGUGUAAUAUUAUAUCAAAAAAGAAUUUAAGAUUUACAGAUGUGAAGUUAUUUAAUCACUACACUAUUAAAAUACGACUAGGAGAAUGUAACAUUUGAAAUCUAAGAAUUCUGUUCAGUUAAAUAUUUA